UCCAAAAUAAUCUUUGUUUAUUAGGACCAAUCAAGUAUGAAAAUAACAAGAUAAAGCUGAGCUGUCAGUCUGACGUCACUCACUCAAUAAUCAAUACAGUAAAAACACAAAAACCGUCACUGAAGAUGCGUUUGAUUAUCGGUGUUCAGUGUGAUCACAGAAGAGACGUAGAAACAUAUUAAAACACUGUCAGCUGCUUCAGAAAAACAGAAUAGAAUCAGAACCAGAGAUUCAACAGCGCGCAGCAGAACCUUUAUCAGAUAAUCAAACAUUAUUACCUGGAAAGAUCCCAACAUGAAAGUAUUGAUGACACAAAUCGAUCCCCUCGAUCAGAACCAACACUGGAUCAUAGUAACCCUGGUGCUGGUUCUUGUUCCAGUGAAGGUGGAGCUCCUGAUGAAGUUUCCACAGAAAUAAAGAUCGUGUGCUCACGUUUUAUUUUGAAGGCGCCUACAGGAAUGUCGUGCCGUCAUUGCUGCUGACGUCAUCUCGCUGUGUCUGUCAGCGUGCAGGGGGCGGGGCCUCCUGGACUCGUUGUGGAGUUGCGGUCAGUCCGGACGGAGCUGCAGAAGGAGCGGCAGCAGGACGGAGCUCAGGCCGCCGAACCGCUUCACUCUGACGGAUCCUCUCUCCGCUGCUGCCCCGCGACAAGCUGGGAUUUACCUGGACCGGAACCUGACUGGACCCGGAACUCACUACCGGAUUAAAUGAGCUGUUUGUCCGCAGCAGGACCAUCAGACCACCGGUUGAUUCUGGAGCUGCAGAGGAGACAGUCUGAGGACCGAGUUCGGACUGCACAGUUUAACCCUGUUUGUGAACCAAGGUUCGGUCCCCAGGGUCUGUUUAGACCAGUGACUGGACCAGGUGAGUGUCUCCGGGUGGUUCUGAUCCGACCUGCUCCCUCUUUGUGCGGCACAGGUCCUCACAGUGACCCGCUGCUCCGCCCCGCACCAUGCCGUUCACGCCCCGCAGACUUUCUGGACCCUGAUGAUCCCGCACAGAACCUGAUGAUCCCGCACAGACCCGGACUCACACCGGACAGUCUGACCCAGGACAUGCUGCUGUCCGCCGCUUCCAGGCGGGACAGAGCUGCCUCGGACGCGGAGCUGCGCUCAGUUCGGGAGCGGCUGGAGGCCACCGUGUCCGGGCUCGGGGAGCUGGAGUUCCUCCGGCAGCGGCAGGAGGUGCUGGUCCGGUCCGCUCUGGCGGUCCGAGAGGACGUGGUGGAGGAGGAGGAGGAGGAGGAGGAGGAGGAGGCUCAGCUGAACACAGAAGAGAAGCUGCUGGAGGAGAACAUCCUGCUGCUCCGGAAACAGCUGAACUGUCUGAGGAGGAGAGACGCUGGACUCAUCAGUCAGCUGCAGGAGCUGGACCGACAGAUCAGCGACCUGCGGUUGGACACCGAGGCGUCACACGACCUGCUGGAGACCGACAGCCGACCCAGUUCAGGGUUCUAUGAGCUCAGUGACGGGGCGUCUGGCUCUCUGUCUAACUCGUCUAACUCGGUCUUCAGUGAGUGUUUCUGUUCGAUGGCCGACGCUGACGGACGCUUCCUGUCUGCAGAUGAGCUCGCCGGCUGUCUGGAGUGUGACGGGAUGGUUGGAGGAUUUUGUGAUGACUCCUCUUCGUCUGGUAUCGUCCGACGCUCCCUCUCAGCUCCUCAUCCUCCCCUCCUCGACCCCGUCUCCUCCUCUGACUCGCAGUCUAAGUACCACUGCGACCUGGUGGCCCGGAACGGCAGUGACGUGUUCCGCUACCCGAGUCCACUGCAUGCUGUGGUUGUCCAGAGUCCUGUCUUCCUGCAGAUGCUGGGUCAAGGCGGUCCCAGCAGAGAGGCUGGUGUGGAAGGACUCAGACCUGAGCCUCCUUGUCCAGCUGCUCUGGUACCUCAGAGCUCCUCCUGGCCGGCUCCCUCUUCUUCCUGCCUCACUCCUUCCCACAAGCGGCUGGACAGCUACAUCUUCAGUCUGCUGCAGCGCCGGGCCCUGCCUGUCAGGACCAACAGACCCAGGACCAGCAUUAGCACCGACCCGUCUAAGAGCAUCCUGAGGCAGGCCAGUCUGUGUGUGAGGCAGGGGGCUGGUUUAGGGACUCUGAGGGCAUCUGAAGUCAAACCCUGCCGGCUGGCUGGAGGAGCAGAGAGUGCUGCCGCCUCGUCUCCUCAGUGGCAGAAGUCUGUGGAGAGCAGACUUGAGGAGCAGAUCACACAAAAUGGUUCCUCUGAUGGUGCCAGGAUUCACAACACGGCCAUGGCCCAAAAUCAGAGCGGCUCUUCUCUGACUAAUGGCAUCCAAAACAACAUUAACGUGAGUACUAACAGUCUGCUGAAGAAGAAAAACAAAAGGCCUCUUCCUCCCUCAGUGUCCACAGCGACUCUGCCCAAAGACUUCAGGGAGUUGGCUGGUCCAAAAGUUAACUCCUCCCCCAAAGAGACCAAGCCACCAUGUUUCCCUCCUGACCAUGAGCUGCUCCUCAAAACACAAUCAGUGACUCCCAAGAGCCUGAAACCUCUGCAGACGGAGGGCGUUGAUCGAUCAGUGCAGGAGAGAGCCAGUGUAGGUUCCUCGUCUCAGAGUCAGGACGAAGCAGGAGGAGCAGGAGGAGAAGGAGGAGGGAGUCACAUGACCGACGCCAAGUGCGUCCCUGCCCAGCGGCAGAACGUUAAACUCCGCAAGGGCAGCGGCAAGAACGGCAAGACUUUCAGAGUGAAGACGAGUCGAGCCUCUGAACACAACGAGCCGUCAUCAGAGAGACGAGGAGAUAAAUCCUACUACAGGUCCGGCUCUAAGAAGUCCCGCCUGCUGGACGAAGGAGGUUCUGUUCACAUUAAAGUCUCCAGGAGAGCAGCCGGUGGUGGCGGUGCACACGGGACAUCCUCCUCCAGAAUCAAACGCCUCCCUGCGUCUAUUCCUGAGGGACGAAUUCUGGACAAACACAACAUGUCAACACUGAGCAGCGCACGCUCAUCCAGACACCAUCACCAUGGAAACCACCACCACAGCAACGGUAACCACCACCACCACCAUCUUCACGGACGCGAGCAAGUCGUCAUCGUUGCCAAACCGAAGUACAAACGGAACUAUUACCGGCGGUUGCGAGCAAUCAUGGAGGUGCCAUACGAUGAGGCGUUCAGGCGUGUUCAGCGGCGGCAGAGGAAGGAGCUGUUAGGUCCAUCUGCCACUGAUGGACAGCUGAGCAGCCCGUACGCCUACGUGGCAGGAAGUGACUCAGAGUAUUCAGCUGACUGCGCAUCGCUUUUUCACUCGACCAUCGUGGACACCAGUGAGGACGAGAGGUCCAACUACACAACCAACCGCUUUGGAGACAGCGAGUCCAGCGAGGAGGAGUACGUGGAGGAGAGCUCCACCAGUGGCACCGAGGAGAGCGGAGGAGGCGGGGCUGGGGGCAGGGGGUGGGGCCAGUUAGGGGUGGCUGGCUCCAGAUCAACGGGACAGGAAAUGACCCCGGCUCAGGCGAAGGCCUUCGUUAAGAUUAAGGCGUCUCACAACCUGAAGAAGAAGAUUCUGCGGUUCAGGUCGGGUUCUCUCAAACUCAUGACCACCGUGUGAUAAUGGAGCAGAGCCAUAACAGAUGGGUGCCUUUCCCACACUCCCCAGGUGUACCUGAACACACCUGUGAUUGGACAGGUGCUACCGAUCCACCAAACCAAACUGUCACCAUCUGUCAAAAAGCAUGUGUGACUUUUUAUACGCUCAUCAAGAAAAGCAGAGUUUCUCUUCAUUGCCUCCUUAAUUUCACAUCCUGCUCGUCAGUGUUCAGUCCGACUGCUUCAUGUUGACCAGCCGAGUCCAUGUGAACGACCCAGAGUUGUGUUCUGAUGUCAGGUGUAGAAAUGAUGCGAUGUUCAUCACCUCAGCUGCCUUCUCCUCUCGUACCUGUAAAACAAAGAGCAGUCUCAUGGUGCAAAGUGUCAGUGACCUCACAGAAAGUUACACAGUUACCACAUCAACCACAUCUUCUUAUCAACUUCCUGUUUCUGAAUCUACCUGCGUGAGGUGAGGUGAGGUGGUUACACGUCCUGCAGCUCUGGUCUGUUCACAUGGACAACAAAUCAAACGAGUCCUGCAGUCAGGACGAAUACAGCAUCAGACCCUCUCUGACAUUUAGUUUAUUACGUUUAGAUUUAGCCAAUCAGAUUGGCCUCCUUCACUCCUCUGUCCUUCACUCCUCUGUCCUUCACUCCUCUGUCCUUCACUCCUCUGUCCUUCACUCCUCUCUUCUUCACUCUGUCCUUCACUCCUCUGUCCUUCAC
Acanthopagrus latus (yellowfin seabream) is the source of this 4273-nucleotide messenger RNA. RefSeq names its product dishevelled-binding antagonist of beta-catenin 1 (gene dact1). Lineage: Eukaryota; Metazoa; Chordata; Actinopteri; Spariformes; Sparidae. Gene Ontology annotation, biological process: regulation of Wnt signaling pathway, planar cell polarity pathway; negative regulation of canonical Wnt signaling pathway; negative regulation of JNK cascade. Gene Ontology annotation, cellular component: cytoplasm. The transcript is spliced from 4 exons. The record is from RefSeq and is a predicted model, not a curated record. The coding region runs from base 708 to 3569 and encodes 953 amino acids.